Molecule: messenger RNA, 1416 nt
Organism: Camellia sinensis
Lineage: Eukaryota; Viridiplantae; Streptophyta; Magnoliopsida; Ericales; Theaceae
Source: RefSeq, a predicted model, not a curated record
AGACCGGUGUGAGUUCGAUUGAAUUGACCUCAGAUCGGAAUGGAAAUGCCUGUUGUAUCCUUCAUUGUAAACAGACUCGGAGUUUUGUUAACUGAAGAAGCUAAAUUCUUACACGGAGUAAGCGGUCAAGUUGAACAAAUCCGAGCUGAGUUAAAGCGAAUGCAAUGCUUCUUACAAGACGCAGAUUAUGAAAUACAAUCUGAUCAUCAUGUAGAUGCGAGGGUCAACAACUGGGUUGCGGAAAUUAGAAAACUUGCUUAUGAAACUGAAGAUAUCAUCGAAACUUUUGUCAUCGAAGUUUCAUCCAAAAGGGGUUUCCAAAACACCCUUAAAAGAUUCGCUGGCAUCUUCAACAAAGGGCAAGAUGUUCACAGGGUGGGAUGUGAGAUCGGUGCUAUUAAAAACAAGAUCACUGACCUCACCGCUAGUUUACAUACUUACGGCUUGAAAAGUAUAGGUGAAGGCAUAAGAAGUUUGGCAGUUGAGAAGCAACAAGAAUUGAGGCAAUCGUAUCAACAUGUUGUUGAAGAGGAUUUUGUUGGGUUUGAGGAAGACUUGAACAAGGUUGUGAAACAUUUGGUGCAAGUUGAUGACUAUACUCCUAGUCGAGUUGUCUCUAUUUGCGGCAUGGGUGGUUUGGGGAAGACCACUCUAGCUAAAAAAGUAUAUCAUCACAAAGAUGUCCAGAGUCACUUUGAAGGUUUGGCAUGGGUGUGCAUAUCUCAACAGUAUAAAAGAAGAGAUAUUCUUCAAGAAAUCUUCAUCAAUCUUGUUCCAGAGAGGAAGGAAGAUGUUGUUAGGAUGACAAAUAAUGAGUUGUUUGAGCAACUUUAUAAAGUCCAGCAGAGUAAAAAAUGCUUAGUUGUACUGGAUGAUAUUUGGUCAAUAGAGGCUUGGAAGAGCUUGGAACCGGCCUUUCCAAAUGGAAACACAGGUAGCAAAAUAUUGCUAACGACUCGUAAUAAAAUAUUACCUUCACAGAUAGAUCCAUACCCUAUCGUCCAUGAACCCCAGUGUUUAAAUGACAAGGAAAGUUGUUUUGUUGUUGUUGUAGACUCCAGAGUGCUUGACACAAACAUGGAGGCAUUAGGGAGGAAAAUGGUAAAGCUAUGUGCUGGUUUACCGUUAGCAAUCAUUGUGCUUGGUGGACUUUUGGCAAGAAAGCAUACAUUAAGGGAGUGGGAGAUGGUAUACCAAAAUGUUCAUUCGCAUAAAUGGAAUGACGACCCAACACAGCAUGACAAUGGAGUAUCAAAGGUGUUAGCUUUAAGCUACCAUGACUUGCCUUAUCAAUUGAAGCCAUGUUUUCUAUAUUUUGGUCACUUUCCGGAGGAUUAUGGGAUAAAUGCUGAAAGACUAUAUCACUUAUGGAUAGCUGACGGUAUAAUUGUAGAUGAUGAUAGAGUUGGGGAUGAA